GGUUCCGAUUGAUUCUUCACCAAUUCCAGUUGAUCCAGUAUCUGGAUUCUGGAGUCUGGACCGGAAUUUUUUUCUUUAAACCCUGGCCUGGGCUAAAUGCCUAAACCCCAGAAACCCUAGGAAGGCAAAUCACCCAAGUCGUGCCCUGAGACCGGUGACGCGACUCGCACUUGAAGAUCGAAGUAGGAGGAGCGAACUUUUCUUCUAUUAUCGAAAUCGAAGGUUGCAGAUUUGCAGAGAUUAUCGCGUCCUCUACAAAUAGACAUUCUCUCAGGGCUGUACAAGGAUGGUUUGGUUUCAGUGCGAGGACUGCGGCGAGAACCUCAAGAAGCCCAAGUUGCCGAACCAUUUCAGGAUCUGCUCCGCUUUCAAGUUAUCCUGCAUAGAUUGUGGAGAAACAUUUGGGCAACAGAGUGUUCAAGGUCACAAUCAGUGCAUUACAGAAGCGGAGAAAUAUGGUCCAAAAGGACAAGUAAAAGCUUCAUCUAAGACACCAGCAAAGCCAACCAGUGACUCCAAGCCAAAACCUGAUUUUGACGUCAAUGUUGGGUUAUCUUCUCGUCCCCCCUGGUUUUGUAGCCUGUGUAAUGCCAGUGCUACAAGUAAGCAAACCUUGCUACUGCAUGCAGAAGGAAAGAAACACAGGGCAAAAGCCCGUGCUUUCCACAAUUCUAAGCAACAAACAAAACCGACGGAAGAAUCUGCUCCUAGUCUGAAGGAAUCAACCUGUGACCCCACAAAGGAAGAUUUGCUUACUGGGAUAGAUGUCGAGCCACAAAAAGUACAAGAUCCACGGAAAGAUGGUGUUGUGCUUAGCUGCUCAGAUGGAAGUCUGUCAUCAAAGAGAAAAAAAACACUAGAUGAAUCUGAAAGUGGAAAUGCUAGAGGAAAGCAUGGUACUGAUACUCCAGGAGAUUCGAACAAUGGAGAAGUCAUUCAAGCAAAAAUACCUGGAGCAGAACCAGAGUGCCAGGUGAAGAAAAGGAAAGCUUCGGUUUUGCCCAAGGAAGAUAAGGUGGAGAACAUGGGUGACAGUAAUAAGGAAGCUAAGAAGAAGAUCAAGUGGAAGAAGCUGAUUACUUCAGCAUUGAAAUCAAAUUCUGAUGGAACACUGAAGAUUAAAAAGCUGCAAAAACUAGUCUUCAAAGCCCUCAGAGAGUCUGGUGCCACUGAAGACGAAGAAGCUGAACUAAAAGACAUGCUCUUACAUAAGAUAAAUUCAAGUUCUAGAUUCAUGCUCCAGGACAAACUUGUUCAUUUGGUGGCCAAAAGCUGAAACUGAUCUUUCUGGCGGUGUAGAACAAAAUAUUUGGCAGCUGUUGCAAGUAGAUAGAUGCUGUUUACAGACUCCAGACAUUUCUUACCCAUUUUUGUAGGAAUCAGCUUCAAGCUCAGUUCUAUUUUCUUUAUUAUGUUUCAUUAUGGAUUUAAAUUCAGUCUCUAGGGAUCAGUUGGAAUCUCUUUAUUUUGUUUUCUCCAGUUUUUCCUACCAUUGGAAAGUUUUCGGAGAAAUUGUGUUGUCGAGUCCAGAGUUAGAUCUCUCCCUUUUAAGUUUUACCUUUGUUUUUUGGGAGUCCACAUGUAUCUGCUUUUUACAAUUUAUGGAGAAUUGGAUCUGGGCAGUUGAGGUGGA
Messenger RNA from Macadamia integrifolia, 1633 nucleotides. Its product is annotated as UBP1-associated proteins 1C. Bases 287 to 1276 code for a protein of 329 amino acids. The transcript is spliced from 6 exons. Gene Ontology annotation, molecular function: zinc ion binding; DNA binding. Lineage: Eukaryota; Viridiplantae; Streptophyta; Magnoliopsida; Proteales; Proteaceae. The record is from RefSeq and is a predicted model, not a curated record. Gene Ontology annotation, biological process: rRNA processing; negative regulation of transcription by RNA polymerase II. Gene Ontology annotation, cellular component: nucleolus.